GAGAAGGUAACAAACAUAUCGGAGUGUUAACGUGAUGGAAAAGCAAGCGGAAAGUAAAUUCACAUUUACUUGGAUUAUCGAAAAUUUUAGCAUGUGUCACCAGUCAUACAAAGAAUAUAUUUAUAGCGAGUUCACUUCAGAUUAUUUACCCCGUAUAAAGUGGAAAAUUAAAAUAUAUCCGAGAGGAAGAAGUUAUGAAAACGACAUAAGUUUGUUUCUCAGAAGAACUGAUGAUAUUCCAGAUACCUAUAACGUAACUUUCACUAUGCAAAUCCUAGAUUGCAGAGAGAAGUCGAUUUUAGGUCCUUUGCAAUUUAGUAAGAUAUUUGAAGCCCACUCUGCUUGGUGUUACCCAUCGUGUAUUGAAAGGGAUUCUCUUUUUGAGUUACUUAUAAAUGAUGUUUUAAUUGUGAAAUUUUCUUUAAAGCCAGUGUCUGAGGCAAGUGAUGAACAAAUACUUCCUCCACUUCCUUACAAAAAUGGACUAUUUGCGGAUGUCGUGUUAGGCGCAAGUAGUGAAGAAUUCAAAGUGCAUAAAGCUGUUUUAUGGGCGAGGUGGCAGAGACUUGUAGAAAAAAUGGAUGCAGAACAGACUCGCGAGCAAAUUUUCGAUAUCGGAUCGGACGUACUGGAAGCCAUACUCAAAUAUGUUUACACCGGAAAAUUAGAUAGCAUUAAACCUGAUUUGUUAACGAAACUCGAUGCUGCUGCAAAGACAUAUGAACUCUCCAAUUUGAAAUGUUUACCUGUUGUUGCACAGACUGCACGAACCAUUGUUAGCGUCAAGAAGAUAUCAUUUGAAUGGCCAAUAAACAAUUUUUCGAGUUUGCUUAGUAAUGCAGUUUUACGUAACUGCGCAUUCACUGUCAAUUUUUUUAAAUCUUGUGUUUGGAACUUCACCCUCCAUAUGCGUGAAGAUGCAGUGCAUGGUAGAAAGUUUGAUAUUUCCCUUUCGAAAACGUACAAACCCAAAGCCAAGGGGAUUUUCGUUAAAAGCAAGAUAUCAUUCGAUGAUAGUAAUAGUUCUGAAGAUGAACAUUUGUUCGAAACGAACGAAAACUGGAUUGUGCCAAGUACACGGAUCUUCGUUAAAAGCAAGGUAUCUUUCGAUGAUAAUAAUACUUCUGAAGACGAACAUAUGUUCGAAACGGACGAAAACUGGAUUUGUGCCAAGUUUUCACGGACUGUUUCUGUAGAUCCCGAGGACACGUUACUACUUAAAUUCGAAUUAAUGUUUUCUGACUGCCAAUAUUUUUCAGAAAUUAUGGAUGUUUCUUACGCUUGCGCAUCUUCUGUUAAUUGCUAUUCUUUUAACAACGAUUUUAGAAAGCUCUACGAAAAUCGUACGUUAUCGGACGUUAAUAUUAUCGUCGGUUCCAAAACGUUCCCGGCACAUAAAUGUGUUUUAUGCGCCCGAUCUUCGGUGUUUGCCAAAAUGUUCGAAACCGAUAUGAUCGAAUCAGAAACAAAUAAGGUUGAAAUUUCAGAUAUUGAACCUCAAGUAAUGGAUGAAUUCCUCCAGUUUACGUAUACCGGCAAUUUGAAAAACUCUUUGAAUGAAACAGCCGAGCAACUCUACGCGGUAGCUGAUAAGUACGAUGUUCCUGCUCUGAAGAAAAAGUGCUCAUCUUUUCUGAAAUCUAACCUUAGCGUUGAAAAUGUGUUUAGAACUCUACAGAUAGCCAAUAUGCAUUCGGAUGAUGAUUUAUAUAAAAGUGUGUUUGAGUUUACAAGUGCGCAUGGAGAGGAAAUUUUCAUGACUCAUGAAUGGAAAGAUAUCGCGAAGAACAACUUCCAUGUGAAGCUUCUUUACGAUACAAUAGUUCAGAAAAAACUUUCAGUGUAAUUGAUAUGCCACCAGACUUCUUUACUAAUUUUCUGAUAUUGAAACUUAUUUAGAAAAAAUGUCUAAUUUUCGUCUGCUUUGUUAGUAGCUACUGAAGAUCGGCGGAGCACGUCUUCCCUUUACAGACAAUAGAAAAAGGUAAAAAAUUCAGUGUUUUAGAAUGAAGCUUUUUUAGAUGAAAAUAUUGCAAGCAAAUAAAUGUUUCUUGAUAGAAUGAUAUUAA
Messenger RNA from Stegodyphus dumicola, 2069 nucleotides. RefSeq lists its product as uncharacterized. Lineage: Eukaryota; Metazoa; Arthropoda; Arachnida; Araneae; Eresidae. The record is from RefSeq and is a predicted model, not a curated record. Gene Ontology annotation, molecular function: protein binding.